Messenger RNA from Spirometra erinaceieuropaei, 591 nucleotides. The record is from the annotation of a GenBank genome assembly. NCBI's taxonomy places the organism in Eukaryota, Metazoa, Platyhelminthes, Cestoda, Diphyllobothriidea, Diphyllobothriidae.
AUGGCCCUGGUGUUCUCGUUAUGGGCUAGACGCACCGCAGCUCGCGGAUUAACUUUUACUCCGAAGUUGUUUUACUCUGCCAGUACACCCAGAACUGAGAAUUUGUACAAGGUACUUGGCCUUUCACCCGGAGCAACUCAAAGAGAAAUCAAGGAGGCCUUUUACUCCCUCUCCAAGCUAUAUCACCCUGACAGAAGUCCGAGCAGCGAGUCCAGCACGAGAUUCAAAGAGAUUUCCGGUGCCUACGAAAUUCUUGGCGAUCCAGUUAGGCGUAUGGACUAUGACCGUGGACUGCUCAUCCCGAAGCACAGAAGUGAAGAGUCGUCAGGCCUCGACGCCGACGUGCUUCGCAAGUCCAGUGAUGUUUCUUUCACAUCACAAUACGCGCACUCCUAUAAUAAACACCUCGACGAUAUCUGGCGCGCGCGUGCAGACAUUUCUAUAAGCAAAAGUGCUUUUGACUUCCGACUGGAUCAGAGAACCUUCAUCUCCGCCUUCUACCUUACCACGUUUGGAGCUAUCCUCGGUGCUUAUCUCUUGACAAAGUACUACGAGGAGCCAAUCCCAUUAGUACAACACAAUGAGGUAUAG